AUGGAUGUAAGUCUUCUAAUUGAAAUAGAACGAAUAGCUAGUUCACAGAAUAAAACGAACUCAAAUGAUUGCUACUCUGCGUCAGCUACAACGAGAAACACAACAUCAUCACCAGUUUCAUCGACAUCAAGUUUCACACCUUCGACUGUUGUCAACUCGAGCUAUUCAAGCACAUGGACUACCAAUAGUCAAACGUUUGCUCGAAUAUCCGGUGGUGUUGCCAACUAUUACUACCAAGCAAUUCGAGUGAUUGUGAAUACUUCGGGCAAUUACAAUAUCACAAGCAGCAGUAACGUCGACACUUACGGUUAUUUGUAUGCGACCGCUUUUUAUCCUUCAAACAUUAGUCUCAAUCUUAUUGCACAAGACGAUGAUUCAGGUGGUAGUUUGCAGUUCGAAUUUGGUCGAUUCUUCAAUUCUAGUGUUGUUUAUAUUUUGGUUGCAACGACGUACUCAGGAGGUGUAAUGGCUCCAUUCUCAAUCAUUGUUUCAGGUCCAUCUAGAGUUAGUUUGCUUUACAUAAAUACCACAUCAGUAACACCUAUGAACAGCACAACUGCCACAAUUGCUUCAACUACUCAAGGAACAACACCAUUGCAAACACCAGCAGUAGCGAUGAAUUCAUCGUGCCUAGUAUGGAACCAAAAUCCUAUCGCCGUUGCAGGAAAUGGAACUGCAGGUAAUAAUACGCGUUCAUUAAAUGGACCAUGGGAUUUGUCAAUUGACACAAAUCUAAAUCUAUAUGUUAGUGACGGUGGCAACAAUCGUAUUAUAAAGUUUUCAAGUGGCAAUUUGGUUGGGAUACCACUGAUAAGUCGAGUCGGCAAUGGUCUUAGCCAAGUUUCAAACCCAUCAGGAUCCAUCAUGGACGCUAACGGUAAUUUAUACAUUUCCGACAUGUUCAAUUACAGAAUAAUGAAAUAUGCUAAUAUUUCUUCCGCAUCACAAUCUAUCAUCGGUCAAGUUGUUGCCGGUGGUAGUUUUGGAUUUAAUUACAAUCAACAAUGGAUAUCUUGGGGCGUAGCAGUCGAUGCUCUUGGCAAUGUUUUCGUAUCUGACUAUGGAAAUAAUCGCGUAAUGAAAUGGGCACCACGAUCUACUAAUGGAACUCUAGUAGCUGGAAUAGGAAAUGGUACCGCGGGAAACGGUACGAAUCAACUUUCAUGUCCAUUGGGUAUUUACAUUGAUCAAAGUAUGGCGCUUUACAUCGCCGACGCUUGCAAUGGACGAAUUCAAAAGUGGCUAUCCGGUGCAUCAACAGGUACAACAGUCGGCGGUGCUAACGGACAACUAGGUUUUCCGACUGAUGUUUCUGUUGAUAAUUACGGGACCAUUUACGCAUGGAGUGCUGGUGGACUCUAUCGAUUUUAUCCGGGUUCGACGUCGGGUACCAUUGUUAUUUCAUCUUAUACAGUAUGUUUUGGUUUUAAAUUCGACUCAGUUGGUAAUGUAUACAUUGCUGACUAUGAGUCGAAUGUGAUAAGCAAAUAUACCGUCAACAGUACAAGUUGUGGUACUAGAAUGGCAUCAAUUUCAGUUGCAUCAUCAAAAGUUGCCUCAAUGGCGGUUCCAAAUCAUCGAGCCAUUGUAGAAGCGGCCAUAUUGAAAACUCGAUCCUAA
Messenger RNA from Rotaria socialis, 1620 nucleotides. The record is from the annotation of a GenBank genome assembly. NCBI's taxonomy places the organism in Eukaryota, Metazoa, Rotifera, Eurotatoria, Philodinida, Philodinidae.